Molecule: messenger RNA, 1462 nt
Organism: Leptinotarsa decemlineata (Colorado potato beetle)
Lineage: Eukaryota; Metazoa; Arthropoda; Insecta; Coleoptera; Chrysomelidae
Product: odorant receptor Or1
Biological process (GO): detection of chemical stimulus involved in sensory perception of smell; sensory perception of smell
Cellular component (GO): plasma membrane
Molecular function (GO): odorant binding; olfactory receptor activity
Source: RefSeq, a predicted model, not a curated record
AUGUCAUCCGUUCCCUACGUGGAGGACUUUUUUGUUGUGAAUCGCUGGAUUUUGCGUUGUGCUGGCUUGUGGAGACCAGAAACCAAGAACAAAACCAUUCAGUUGUUAUACACUGGUUAUGCCACAGGAAUUUUUCUGUUUGUUAAUGUAUUUUUCACAUUUACUGAAUUUCUAAGUUUGAUUUAUACUUACAAUAAUGAAUACGACUUGAUAAAAAAUGUGAGUUUUGCUCUUACUCAUUUAAUGGGCGCUGUGAAGGUCAUCUUCUUUUAUUUUCAAGGAAAUAACCUAAUAAAGAUCAUGACAACUUUGGAAUCUGCUGAACUCCACUACGAAAACAGUUUUGAAAGGGAAUUUUUUCCCGGUUUAAUUUCAAGGACAUACAAGAAAGAAGGAAUUAAAUAUACGCUAUUAUUUUUCAUGCUUGCACACGCAACUUUGAUAUCAUCUUAUAUACCACCCACUAUAGCAGCGCUUCAGUAUGAAGAGGGUAAUCCAAGGAAAACAUUACCCGAAAAAUUGCCAUAUUAUAGUUGGAUGCCAUUCCGAUGUGCUACUUCUACUACUUAUUUGAUAGCAUUGGGGUAUCAGGCUAUACCUAUGUUUUCUUACGCUUAUAGCAUAGUGGGCAUGGACACAUUGUUCAUGAAUAUAAUGAACUGCAUAGGAAUGAAUUUGGAUAUCAUCCAAGGUGCAUUUGCGACACUCAGAGAAAGGUCUGUUGAAAAAACCACAGGCCCUUUGUUAACUCCGGAUGGACUUUACAAUUCCCAAGAUCUGAAAAUAAUUUUAAACCAAGAAAUGAAAAAAGUUUGCAGGCAUCUCCAAACAGUUUACAAGGUCUGUGAAGAUUUGGAGAAUAUACAUACAUUUUUGACACUAUCCCAAACUACAGCAACUUUGUUUAUACUUUGUUCGUGCUUGUAUCUGGUUUCGACGACCCCUGCAUCUAGCAAACAAUUUUUGGCGGAGAUUGUUUAUAUGAUAGCUAUGGGUUUUCAGCUUAUACUGUAUUGUUGGUUUGGAAAUGAAGUUACCCUCAAGGCCGACAAUAUGCCUUUUUACAUUUGGCAAUGUGACUGGAUUACCGCAGACUCGGAAUUCAAAAGAGCGAUGAUUUUUACUAUGGUUCGAGCAAAAAGACCUCUUCGUCUCACGGCUGGAAAAUUCGCUCCCCUCACUCUGGGAACUUUUAUUGCAAUCAUCAAGGCGUCCUAUUCUUUCUACACCGUUAUUAAAAAUACGUCUGACUGAAGAAAUCGCAAGGUUUCGAAACAGUUGUAGGUUGUGGAACUUCAAUAACUGACUCUCCGUAAGUCCGUAACUUUCAUAAUGGAGGAUCCUAUACCAAAAGCUACCGAUUGAUUGAAGCCAAUAACUAAGGAAAUUCAAACUCAAAUUGUGUUUAAUAAUAUAUUAGUUGUUUCAAAAGUGUUAUCCGUUUCAAUGUAUUUUUGAAGUC